Neomonachus schauinslandi (Hawaiian monk seal) is the source of this 1713-nucleotide messenger RNA. RefSeq names its product E3 ubiquitin-protein ligase RNF168-like. Gene Ontology annotation, biological process: double-strand break repair; protein ubiquitination. The record is from RefSeq and is a predicted model, not a curated record. NCBI's taxonomy places the organism in Eukaryota, Metazoa, Chordata, Mammalia, Carnivora, Phocidae. Gene Ontology annotation, cellular component: site of double-strand break; nucleus. Gene Ontology annotation, molecular function: ubiquitin-protein transferase activity; nucleosome binding.
AUGGCUGUACCCAAAACCGCCAUCCCGUCCUUGUCAGAAUGCCAGUGCCUCAUCUGUCUGGAAAUCCUAAUCGAGCCCAUAACGCUGCCUUGUAACCACACGCUCUGUAACCCAUGCUUCCAAUCGACUAUCGAGAAGGCGAGUUUAUGCUGUCCCUUCUGUCGCCGCUGGAUCUCUUCGUGGACCCGAUACCAUACCCGAAGAAAUUCUCUUGUCAACAUGGAACUGUGGGAAUUAAUCCAAAAACACUAUCCAAAGGAAUGCGAGCUUAGAAUUUCUGGGCAGGAAUCAGAGGAAAUCGUUGAUGACUGUCAGCCAGUUCGCUUAUUAAGUAGACCCGGGGAAUUGAGAAGAGAAUAUGAGGAGGAGAUAAGCAAGGUGGAGGCAGAGCGACGAGCCAGUGAGGAAGAAGAAAACAAAGCCAGUGAAGAAUACAUACAGAGAUUAUUAGCAGAGGAGGAAGAGGAGGAAAAACGACAGGCAGAAAAAAGGCAAAGAGAGAUGGAAGAACAACUGAAACGUGAUGAAGAACUAGCAAGGAAGCUAAGCAUUAAUAUUAACAAUUUCUGUGAUGCAAGUGUCUUGGCUUCUCCCUUGAAUUCCAGAAAAUCUGCUACAGUCACAACCAAGUCUCAAAAGAAAAGUAAGAACAAACAAACAAACACUGGAGAUAUUCAUAAGUAUUUGUCACCUAAAUCUCAGUUUCAGUCAGCAUCACAGUUUGAAAUUGUACAAGAAAGGAGGAAGGACUCCACGUCUAAGGAAACUGACAGUAGUGUUGUAAAGAGCCCUACAUGGCAAGAUACAGAAAUUGAGGAAGAUAUGCCAACCGUUUCUCAGCAAAUAUGCGUGGAAAUUCAAGAACAAGGUGAAAAGUCUUCAGAGUCACCUAUGCCUCAGUUAUGUGCCAGUGGUGGAGCAUGGUGCCUUGAAGGAGAAGUCAAAGUGAGACCAACGAAUGAUGAUAAAGAGUUAAGUGUCCUAAAUCAUGAGGCACCUGAAGGCAGAGUUCCCUGCUCUGGGGAAGCUGCAGUUAAGCCUUAUGGCAAAACAGAGAGUGGGUGCCCUAUAUCAGGUAUGACACAGAAAUUUGGAAGUAAUACAGCUGAGACAGAAAAUGAAGAGUCUUGUCUAUCGAUCAGUAAACAUACUUCCAAAAGAAAAAACCCAGAAUGUGAAGCAGUCAGGGAUCCAUGCGUUUCUGCAAAAAGAAGGAAAAUGUUCCCCGAAGCCUCCUCAGAUCAAGAGGAAACAGAAAUCAACUCUACCCCAAAACUGAUAGAUUUGGAACACUUACUUUUUGAGAGACAUAAACAAGAAGAACAGGAUAGGUUAUUAGUGUUACAGCUUCAGAAAGAAGUGGAUAAAGAACAAAAGAAGCCAAACCGGCAAAAAGGAUCCCCAGAUGAGUAUCAUCUACGUCCUACAUCUUCACCUCCAGACAAAUUGUUAAAUGGACAGAGGAAGAAUUCCAAAGAUAGGAACUUCAAACAAGAGACUGAUACAGAGCAUUCAAAAUCUCAGAGAGGCUCAAAAAACGAAAAUUGGCAGCCGUCUUUUAAGAUCCAGUUGAAACAUUCAGUUAAUGGGAGAAAGAUGCCAGAUUCUUCUAGAGAUAAUUGUAAUGUAUCUAAAAGUUCCCUACAGCCUAGUAAGUCACAGAAAAGUAUUUUUCAGAUGUUUCAGAGAUAUACAAAGUAAUGCAUGGGGAGA